ACGAAUCCGCUGCAGCAAGCAGAACAGUCGAGUAGAACAGAAGGAGAGUGAUCUGAAAAAAGAUUCUCUCUCUCUCUCUCAAUUCCCUUCCAUUCAACACCUCUCGUCUCUCAUCCGUCCGAUCCGAAAUCAACGCCCCAGAUAUCUCUCCUGCAGAGACAAUGCCGAUGCGAGUAUCGAUUCGCUAACUGCUUUCAAUCCUACGUUUGUCAAUGCAUGUGGAGGAUUUUAAAUGGAAGAAGUGUUUAUUGAUGUGGAGACGGAUGGUGGAGAUCACGUUUAUGAGACUUCGCUUGGAAAAAUAAGCUCUUCUGAGUCUUCUUCAACUGAUGCUGAUCCUGUUGUUUACAAGCUCGUUCGGGUUGAAGGUGAUGGAAGACUAGUGCCUGCUACAGAUGAUGAGGUUAUGGAAGUUGAAGAUUCACUUGAAGAUGACAAGAUAGAACCUCCUCUAGUUAAAGACCCUGCACACACCGAAGGAUACAUUUCAAAUGAUGGGUUUUCCUCCAAGACGGCUGAUUUUGAGAGCUUAGAAGAUAUGCCAGGGUUAUCGAAAUCUGAGAAUACAGAAGGCAGCGGUCGGAAGUUGAACGCUAGGCUUGAGUAUAUUGGGGAGAUGCUGCAAAAGGUUAAACAAGAAGAAAGGCUCCGAUUAUCAUGUGAAUCUCCUGAUCACUCUUCCAAGUACAUGAAUAUAGACGGCCGGUCUUCUGAUCAACAAGAGCAGUUGCCAUCUAGUGAUGAGAAGCUCCCUGCUGAAAAUGCUCUGCGGGAAACUAUUCUUCCUACAUCACGCAGACUAAUUAGUGAUGAUGCUACUGAAUUAGCCAGUAGCAUGACAUGCCCGAAACCAACAGAUGAACCAAUUAGUUGCAAAUCGGUUUCUGACACUGGGACCAGUUCCAUACCUGAUUUUUCCACUAUAAAAGGGGAAAUCAUCUGCUUGGAUAAUCUCUCAAUAAGAGAGCUUCAUGAAACUUUCAGAGCGACCUUUGGGCGAGAAACGUCUGCCAAGGACAAGCUGUGGCUUAAACGGAGAAUUGCGAUGGGGUUGACUAAUUCUUGUGAUGUUUCAACUACGAAUUUUAUAAUCAAAGGCAAAACAUUAGUCCCUGAGAAAGCCAAAGAAGAAUCGCACUGUGGGAUGGAUGGCAAUAAAUGCUCAGAUGAUUCGCAGCUCUCCGAUCAAACUAUUAGAGGAAUAUAUGAUGAUGACGGGGGCCCAGCAACGUUCCUGACUAACCAAAUGGAAGACCAACAUGUUUCAUCAGGGAAGAGAUUCAGAGAACCUAAAACAGAUUCUGACACAAAGAGUGAAGAUCUCCAUAUGGAGCAGUCUACAGCCAAGAGAGUAAGAAAGCCAACUAGACGGUACAUCGAAGAAUUAUCAGAAGUUGAGACCAGAGAGUGCAGCGGGAGACUGAUUUCUUCUGUUAAAUGUUUGGAACAUGGUCAGUCCUCUCCAAAAUCACGGAUCAGACUUGUCCAAGAUGUUGGUUUGGCUAGAACAGCUUUUGUCACUAGGCAGGACUCUCUUGGAGGAUGCGGUGUUCAAAUCCCGUAUGUUUCUAGGGUGCGAAGAGGGCGCCCUAGAGAAAAUUUUAGGGCUCUUAUGAACUACCAUGACAUGGCAGACAAUUUGGUGGAAAAGGCCUUUGAUGUUUGCGCUUCUCGACAAGAUGAUGAUGGUGAAAGUGGAAGCAAAAUAAUGAAACAUACAGACCUUCCUCAACAAGAUCUGCCCUUGAUUGUUGCUGAAGCAGAAAGAGAAGGGGAGGCCAUGGUAACAUGUGCUGGGGAGCAGCAGCAAGAACACGAGCCUGCCCGCUUAGAUUCAUCUGGAGAUAAUUCAGAUGACAAUGUAGCAACUGUGCCAACAUCAAAAGGUGGGACUAGAAGGAAGCAUCAUCGAGCUUGGACUAUCAACGAGGUUAUGAAACUAGUAGAUGGGGUGUCUAGGUAUGGAGCUGGAAGGUGGUCCGAGAUCAAACGGCUCGCUUUUGCAUCUUACACUUAUCGCACCUCUGUUGAUCUCAAGGACAAAUGGAGAAACCUUCUGAGAGCUAGCUUCUCACAAGCACCUGCAGCAAAAGGGGUUGGCGGGUCCCGGAAACAUGCUUCGAUGCCCAUCCCCAUGCCGAUUCUAAUCCGUGUAAGAGAGCUGGCGGAAAUGCACUCGCAGGUCACAUCCGAGCAGAGCUCUGGCAAGUUGGCAGGCUGUAGUGGUAGAACUGUACAUGAAACCAGGGACAGGGACUGGAAAGAGAUUACCACUGGAAAAUGUGAAGCUUUCAUUUGACUAUGGUGCAACUCCCUCCAUCCAAAUAGGCCAAGCUGGCCCAUUGGGUUCGGGUCAACCUGAACCCCAUUGACUUGGGGUUGGGUUCAGGUUAAGCAAUUUCGGUUCAGGUUAGGUCAGGUUGUCAAAGUUGGGAACAAUCACAUGUAUUUGGGUUGAGUAUAUAUAGAGGAACUCGGGUUGGGUUUGAGUUGGGCACUUCUGGUUGGAUCCUCUUGAGGUCGGGUCUGUCAUGGGCUGACCACAACCUGACCUAGUCCGCUCUGGUUGCACCCUAACCCAAUGUGGAUGUGAAAACA
This is a messenger RNA of Magnolia sinica, 2598 nucleotides long. RefSeq lists its product as uncharacterized. The record is from RefSeq and is a predicted model, not a curated record. The coding region runs from base 233 to 2299 and encodes 688 amino acids. NCBI's taxonomy places the organism in Eukaryota, Viridiplantae, Streptophyta, Magnoliopsida, Magnoliales, Magnoliaceae. The transcript has 10 exons.